UAAAAAAUGUUAACUUUUUUGCCAGGCAACCAAUAAAGAUAAGGAAUUGUAAAUUUAGUGUUAGUAGUACAAUAAAUCAAAAAAAUAUAAAUCGAUGUGAUAAAAAAUUAAUUGAAAUUAUGAAGGUAUUAAAUGUCGCUGAAAAAAAUGAUGCUGCGAAAAAUAUUGCUGCUCAUUUGGCCAGAGGAACCAGUAAACGGAGGGAAGGAUUAUCAAAGUUUAAUAAAAUUUACGAAUUUAAAUUACGAUUAUGGAAUAAAGAUUGUCAAAUGAUAAUGACCUCAGUUUCUGGUCAUUUAAUGACUUACGAAUUUGUUGGUGCAUACAGAUUUUGGCAGAGCUGUCAUCCUUUAAGUUUAUUUGAUGCUCCGGUUAUUAAAAAUUGCGCUGAUGAUAAUUAUGUUAAAAUAAAAAAAACAAUAGAACGAGAAGUUAGAGACUGUAGUGCCUUAAUUAUUUGGACUGAUUGUGAUAGAGAAGGUGAAAAUAUUGGAUUUGAAAUAAUUCAAGUUUGUCAAGCAAUUAAACCAAACAUAAAAGUCUACAGAGCAAUAUUUUCAGAGAUAACGGCGGCUUCUGUUACGAGAGCGGUUCAUAAUUUGGCUGAACCUAAUAAAGCACUAAAUGACGCUGUUAACGUCAGAAGUGAAUUGGAUUUAAGAAUAGGAGCGGCGUUUACUAGAUUUCAAACGCUUAGAUUACAAAAAGUAUUUCCACAGAGUCUAGCACAAAUGCUGAUAAGUUAUGGAAGUUGUCAAUUUCCAACUCUUGGUUUUGUUGUUGAACGAUUUUUAGCGAUUGAAAAUUUUAAAUCUGAACCGUACUGGAAGAUAAAAGUUGUUGAUAAUCAUGAUGGAAUUUGUACAGAAUUUCGUUGGGCAAGAUACAGACUUUUUGAAGAAUUACCUUGUCAAGUAUAUUUGGACAUAUGUUUAGAAAAUCCAGAUGCAACUGUCGAAAAUGUUACCAGUAAACCAAAAAGCAAAUAUCGUCCGUUACCAUUAGAUACUAUUGAACUUGAAAAGCAAGGUUCAAAAAAAUUAAAAUUAACUGCCAAGGAGACAAUGAAGAUUGCUGAAAAAUUGUAUACUCAAGGUUUUAUAAGUUAUCCACGUACAGAAACAAAUAUAUUUCCAAAAGAAUUAAAUUUAAGAUCAUUGGUAGAACAACAAGUUAAUAAUCAACAGUGGGGCCAAUUUGCUCAACGUGUAUUAGAGGAAGGUGUAACACCUCGUCAAGGUAAAAAAAGUGAUCAAGCUCAUCCACCGAUUCAUCCCACAAAGUAUGCUGAUAAUCUUCAAGGGAAUGAAGCUCGUGUUUAUGAAUUUAUUGUACGUCACUAUUUGGCUUGUGUGUCAAAAAAUGCUGAGGGUUACGAAACAACUGUUGAUAUUGAUAUAGCUGGUGAAAAAUUUUCAACAAGUGGAUUACAAAUAAUAGCUAAAAAUUAUUUAGAAGUUUAUAUUUAUGAAAAAUGGAAUUCUAAAGAAAUUCAUAUUUAUGAACCUCGUCAAGUAUUUCGACCAACUACUAUAGAAAUGGUUGGUGAACAAACAUCACCACCAAAUUUAUUAACAGAAGCUGAUUUAAUUUCAUUAAUGGAUAAACAUGGAAUUGGUACUGAUGCAACACACGCUGAGCACAUUGAAACAAUUAAAUCUCGUCAGUAUGUUGGUAUGAGAGAUAAAGAACAUAUUAUGCCUGGUAAAUUAGGUAUUGGUUUAGUUAUGGGUUACGAUAAUAUGGGAUUUCAAAUGUCUAAACCAUAUUUACGAUCUGAAUUAGAAAAUGAUUUAAAGCUUAUAUGUAAUGGGGUUAAAAAUCCACAACAAGUACUUGAAACUCAAAUAAGUAAAUACCGUACAGUUUUUAAAGCAGCAUUGGAACGUGCUAAUUUAUUAGAUACUGCUCUUGCUGAAUAUAUUGAUGAACGUCCUUCAGCAGUUGCUGAUGAUUUAGAAAUAAAUAAUCCACCAGAGGAUCCGGUAUUUUUAAAAUGUCCAAAAUGUGGUUUAAACAUGACAUUAAAAGAUCGUAAACAGACCGGUGGAAAAUAUCUAGGUUGUAUGGGAUUCCCUGCUUGUAAUAAUGCUAUUUGGUUUCCAACCGCUGUUACAGAUGUUAUUAUUUCUGAUAAUAUUUGUGAUAUUUGUCCUGGUAAUUUAAAAAAAAUGAAAUUUAAACUUAGACCAGGCGCUUUUCCAAUUUUUGGAUCAUCUUACGAGACUUGUAUCGGUGGUUGUGAUAAUACAUUCAAUGAAACCAUGAAUAUUAAUUUAGGUUCUGUACAAAGAGGUGCUCAAUCAUCAGACAGUGGUUAUACAAGUAAUAAUAAUAAUAAUAAUAAUAAUAAUAAUAAUAAUAAUUCAACAUCCACACAAAGUUAUAGAAAUUCACAGUCAUCAAAUCAUACAAGUAGAAGUAACAAUAAUACAAAUACUUCUGGUGGACGAGGUGCAAGCGCAUCUUCCAAUUCAUCCAUUGGCUUAGUUGGAUUUCAAAAUAAUAGCAAUAAUAAUAAUAAUAAUAAUAAUAAUAAUAUCACCAGACCAAGUACAUUCAAUAAUCGUGAUAAUCCUGGAAGAGGUAGUAGUAAUAAUUAUUAUUCAAAUAGAAAUAAUAAUACCAAAAGAAAUAAUAAUCAUUGGCCUGAUGAUUUUCCUGAUACAAAACGUCCUAAGAUAACCAAAACACCAACAGGUAUGAAUUCAUCAAGUAUAGUAGAUGAUACUGAAUCAUACAGUUGUAAUUGUCAUCAACCAGCGAUUAAAUUGACCGUUAAAAAAGAUGGACCAAAUAAAGGGAGGCAAUUUUAUAAAUGUGCUAAACCUCAAGACAGUUCAUGUGGUUUUUUUUUAUGGGCAACAGAUGUUCCUGUUACUAAUAAAUCUGUAUUUUCACCGCCACCUCCGCCACCACAACGAAAUCGUAAUUUCGUUAAUAAUCAAAUGAGACCACCAAAUAAUUCAAAUACUACAGCAGGUACAUUCAAUUCAUCUCAUGGUAGUAACGAUGGUAAUGACAAUGUUAUCUGUGUUUGUGGUCAACCAGCCCGCAAAUUAACUGUAAGAAAAGACGGCCCGAAUAAAGGUAGAGAAUUUUAUUCAUGCCCUCAAGGGAAUUCAAGCAAUUGUAAUUUCUUCGAAUGGGCAAGCAACAAUUCAGGUGGAAAUAAUGAUACGGACAAUGAAUGGGGCGGUAGUAGUAGUAAUAGUUAUGGUACAUCGUCUAGAGGAGGAAGUGGCGGCUCAAGAGGACAGGGACGUGGUAGUAAAUCAAAGACAACUGGUGGGAAGCGAAAGUGCGGAAUUUGUGGUGUUGAAGGCCAUACAAGAAAAACAUGUCCAGAAAAUGCAAUGGAUUAA
Cotesia congregata is the source of this 3365-nucleotide messenger RNA. The record is from the annotation of a GenBank genome assembly. NCBI's taxonomy places the organism in Eukaryota, Metazoa, Arthropoda, Insecta, Hymenoptera, Braconidae.